AUGAGUUGCUCAUUCUACGAUGUUUUUCAUGAUCUGAAAGCAUUUCAUUCUCCGCCAAUCGGUGGAUUGCCGUUCUGGUGGCCGACGGUGGUACUACUAGAUGGUAAGGACUUUCUUGGUCCUCCACGUUUAAUGAAGGGGUUCUCCGCCCGCAAGACCAAGAGGAUACCACCACAUCAUCUGCUGCAGCCCGCUCCUUUGUCACCUUUCGACCCUCAACCAAAUAGAGCUUCCGACCAUCGUCUCUACUUUUCUCAAUUCUUUGGAUUUCAGUCAGGAUUCAUGGAAAACAAAGUAUGGAAAGCUAAAUCCAUUUUUGAUAAUGAAAGCCCUAAACAAUCAAAUGCUCAUAGCAGUGUGAAGCUAGAAGAAGUUAGUUUCACAACAAGUGACCAGUUUGAGUAUUCGAAGAAAAAUGGAGGGUGCUCCAAGAUUAGAGAUGUAGGGGGUUUGGAUAGAGUCACAUCUUAUCCCCUUAAUCAAAUUGGUGAGACAAUUUGGAAUGCGUUGGAGGAAAAACAUGAGAGAAGAAAAGUGAAGAUAUGAUCAUGAAAAACAAAAGAAGCAGGGUAACGAGGUGAAGGAAAACUCGUGAGAGACAAGAAAAGUGAAGACAUGAUCACAUCUUCUCUCCUUAAUUCCAAGUUUCUCAAGAUGCAAUUAAUGUCAAAUGACAAUCUCAGAGAAGGCUCUUCAAAAAACCGAAACCAUCUUAAAUGAAUCUAGAAGUGAUGAGGGAGUUGACAACCAUUCAUCUACAUUUGAAAUAAGAACUGAAGGUACCAAUGAUUGUUCUAUAGUUGUUGAAGAUUCAGAAAGUUCUGAUGCCAAUGAACUACUAAUAUGGUUACUUCAGACCAACCAUAGUACCGAUAUGCCUUGAUACAGAAGGAGAAUAUUUGAUUGCACCGUGUUAUUGAAGAAACACUCAUAAAUAUGUCCACAUGUCAUGUCUAGACAAUUGGAGGUUAACCAGGGUGUGUUGGUGAACAAAUUUUAUGGAGAUGAACUCAAAGACAUGUUUGGAUAUGAAGUGCACCCAUAUGGGUUUUAUACAAUGGCUGAUAACUUCAAAUCUAUCUCUUUGUUUGUUUUAUAUUUUGGGAAAAUUAAUAUUUAGGCUUUAUAUUGAUUAUUUAGUUUCAAAUUCUAUAAUUACAGUGUUAGCAAUUGUUUUGGUGGGAUUGUAGUAUGGUUUCUUUAUAGCUAGAAUAUGUGGACAACGAAUCAAUGAAAGCCACUAUC
Molecule: messenger RNA, 1245 nt
Organism: Lactuca saligna
Lineage: Eukaryota; Viridiplantae; Streptophyta; Magnoliopsida; Asterales; Asteraceae
Source: the annotation of a GenBank genome assembly